Molecule: messenger RNA, 254 nt
Organism: Apaloderma vittatum (bar-tailed trogon)
Lineage: Eukaryota; Metazoa; Chordata; Aves; Trogoniformes; Trogonidae
Product: membrane-associated progesterone receptor component 2
Exons: 2
Cellular component (GO): membrane; endomembrane system
Source: RefSeq, a predicted model, not a curated record
AGGGUCCAUAUGGAAUAUUUGCUGGCAGAGAUGCCUCCAGGGGACUAGCAACUUUCUGUCUAGAUAAAGAUGCACUCAGAGAUGAAUAUGAUGACCUAUCGGACUUAAAUGCUGUACAGAUGGAAAGUGUAAGAGAGUGGGAAAUGCAAUUUAAAGAAAAAUAUGACUACGUAGGUAGACUCCUAAAACCAGGGGAAGAACCAUCAGAAUACACAGAUGAGGAAGAUACCAAGGAUCACACUAAACAGGAAUGA